GUUGAAAUCUGAGCCCUAUAACAUUCUCAUUUGCCCCGUCGCGCUUCGGUACGUCUUCAAUCGUUCAUGAUUAUGGCUUCGGCUUUGCAUCUCACGCGGCCCAAGACUCCUCCGCCUUUACACAUUCCCCCAUCCUCGGCCACAGUAACUGUGAGGGUUAUCGAUUCUACCACUACCCUUCUGCUGAACCCGUCACUUUUCUGGCAACCUCAAAUGAAGGGCCUUGAAAGUGUCUAUGCGCCCAUCUACUGCUUUCUUGUUUCGCAUGGGAACCGCCACGUACUUUUCGAUCUCGGUGUUAGACGAGACUGGGAAAAUUAUGCACCAAGAACAGUUGAUUUGAUACGACGCACAACUCGAUGUCACACGGAGAAAAACAUAUCAGAAAUUCUGGAUACUUACGCUAAGCAAGUAAGCGAUGCUGAUGUUGUAGUUAGGAGUAGGGACAUUGAAGCCAUUAUCUGGUCGCAUCAUCAUUUCGAUCACAUCGGCGAUCCAUCAACCUUCCCGUCGUCUACGACUCUCGUCGUUGGACCAGGGCUGAGAAACACUUGCUGGCCCGCAUAUCCAUCGAAUCCGGAUUCGCUAGUUCUAGAUGCUGAUAUCGAGCACCGCGAAGUGCGAGAAAUUAACUUCUCCACCGGGUCCGUUCACGUUGGGCGCUUCCGGGCGUUUGAUUAUUUUGGUGAUGGGUCGUUCUAUCUCCUCGAUUCCCCUGGUCAUUCCGUCGGGCAUUUAACAGCACUAGCCCGUGUCACGACGUCUGGGGAUGGUAAUCCUCAGCAUGACUCAUUCGUGUUCAUGGGUGCGGAUGCCUGCCACCAUCCCGGCGUGCUAAGGCCAACAGAAUAUCUACCCCUGCCAUCACAGUUAUCGCCAUCGCCAUCCCGCUUGUUUACUCACGCGUGCCCGGGUGAAACAUUACAACGACUUCAACGUAAUAACAGCCCCGCCGAGCCAUUCUUCACUGUUUCUCCAAUUUUAUUUCCGGAUCAUGAAGCCGCCUUAGAUACUGUACGAAAGAUUGCCGAACUGGAUGCCUCGGAUAAUAUCUUCGUCAUCAUAGCUCAUGAUGGAUCGAUUAAGAACCAUAUUGAUUUGUUUCCUGAAUCAAUCAAUGAUUGGAAGGCAAAGGGCGUUCGACUCCAAACCCGUUGGCUGUUUUGUAAUGAUUUCACUAGCGCCAUCGAGGAGUGCGACACACGCAAUGUUGUCGUUGAAAAAGACCUGUUCAACUGUUGA
This is a messenger RNA of Truncatella angustata, 1242 nucleotides long. RefSeq lists its product as uncharacterized. The record is from RefSeq and is a predicted model, not a curated record. The transcript has 2 exons. The coding region runs from base 67 to 1242 and encodes 391 amino acids. NCBI's taxonomy places the organism in Eukaryota, Fungi, Ascomycota, Sordariomycetes, Amphisphaeriales, Sporocadaceae.